AUGUCUAAGAAGGGAACGAAUACCACCGGGUCCAAACGUUCCCAGCAGCCUGUAACUUCAGGCCUCGGCGAAAUCUUUGUUAGUCCUGCUAAACGAAGGAAGUCUGGAAAACACAUGCCUGCCAGCGAGGCUCUGUCUACGGCCGGAAAGAGAGAAAUGCUGGAACGACGCCUUCGAGAUCUUGAUACCCCGGCAGCAUCUUCGAACUGGACUACUCAUGCCAAUGCAAGCGAGCCUGAGUUAACAAACCCCUCGCGCGAAGGCUUGUGUUCAAACAGCUCGGAGUUUCCUCCUGAUGAAGGAAACAAGUGUUGCCCCAUCCCAGAGGUGCAAUCGGCAGACUCUGAUGCAAUGAACCUUGGACGAGAAUAUCUUGAUCCCUCUGCCUUUCCAAAUGCGAAACGCACCACGCCGAAUGAUGCUGCGUAUACCCUCUACAAGCGCUGGUCGGAGGUUCUACCGACUCUUGUUGACCCGCUCUUGUUCUACAUCAAUCGCACUUUAGGUACCAAAUUACCCACUGUCGUCUCUGGUAUCAAACCCAAUUGUCAGAAGCCCAACAUCUGCAGCGCCAGAAACCAGGAUAUUGUGUGCCUCUUUUCAGAUCGGUUCGAGAAUCUGGUCGUGCACUCGUGCGACUGUCAAGGCCUUUUACAAGUCCUUGUUUCAAAUGGGUUAUUUCCCACUUCACCAACGAAACCCCGAAUGGCCGUCUCUAUCGAGCUUUUGGACUUUUACAAUGCUCUUUUCGAACGAUCGUGCGAUGCGGUGAAUGCAAUGGCAAGCGCCUUGAAUUCGUUCUACACAAAGAGGGGAUUUGUCCUUCUAAAUGCGCAGGGCGGCCCCGCUCAAGAUGGCUUUCGACGUGGGCUCGGCUAUGCCAUUCAGUGGUAUGAUGGACUUGUCACGCUGGUUUCAAAAUCUCUGAAAGAUGCUCUGCGCAUCAUGGAUCAAAUGGAUGAAUCAAUUGACUCGAAGACGCGCAAGUCUCAAUGUGCACAGCUUCUCCAGGAUAGAUGUCCUGCGUGCUUCGGGGGGACCAAAUUUGGCCGGUCCUGGGACGAGGGAGGGGACAUUCACGUUGUGAUAGAUGGUAAUUUCAACCAUCGACACCUUCGAACUGCAGGCGAAUGCCCACAGUUUUAUGACCCCCAGUUUUUUUUAUCCAAGACCCAAGUAGAUCAGGUCGGCGAUCACAUCGAGAACCUCCGAAAACGUCCAAAGAAAGCAGCCCAGCCAAAGGUUCCGGACGAGGCGAUUGAUGAAUGCGAAAAUAGCCAUACGGCUGGUAGCGGUUCAAAUGUCAAGACAAACAUGGACAAGUUCGACGAUGGGGGAGCCAUGGCAUUAGUAUGUAGGCACGACAUACCCCUCUUCUUCACCAACAUCGAUACUCCUGGGGAGCAACAGAAGUAUGGUGUAGCCCUCAUCGAGCAUCUGUUCACCCUGCUUCCGUGCCAUGCCCGAGUCUACGUCCUUUACGAUGUGGGGUGUGUUCUGGAUCGAAGUCUCCAGUUGUACGACAUACUUCCAUUUGAAAUCACUGCAAGAUGCAUGUUUGCAACGAGCGCGAUGCAUGCCUACGCCCACCAAUGGGCAUGUCAGUUGAUAUACAAUCCACGGAUGAUCAAAGGUCUGGGACUCACUGAUGGGGAGGGCGUAGAGCGCCUGUGGUCUCGCCUCCGAAAACUUAUCGGUAUCACACGUUCAUCCGCGAGAUCGAAGCGAAUAUGGCUUCUCGAUCGUCAAGCCCAUUUGAUCGCUGCUGAACUCAGGGAUGACUUGGGAUCGUGGAUUCGUCGUCGGCUAAAAAAGGGCGUUGAGACUCAGGGAGCGGCCGCUGACAAAAUCAUAACCGAAUGUGGUGUUCCUGUCAAGGAACUGAAGUGUCAGUGGGAAUCUCAGAAGGUGGCCCAGCUUUCUAUUCGUGCCCACGCCCCCGUUCGCCUUAAGAAAGAGCUCGACACUGUCCUCUCUCUCCAAGCUGAUUUAGAUACUGUGGAAGGCGCGAUUGAGAGCACACGAUUGAUGCUCAAAAAUUCUUCUGGCAAAGAUGAACAGCUUGGAAUUCUCGAAGGACUGGAGGAAAUCCACUCACAACUUAAGGAAAAGGUAGAAUCACUUUAUGCAUCCCUAAACGUGCACGAAACAUUUCCAGAACUACGCCAUAUCGAUCUGGAAUUUGUUCGCACUCUUAUCAUGGCAAGGGAUUUGAAGAUCAACAUACGCCAUCGAGCGAUCGGGAGCUUUUUCGAGUGGGACAAACUCGACCAGGCUGCAGGUGGAAAUGAUCAGGCGUUAGGAACCAAGGUACACCAGAUGACACGCAAAGCGAUUUCGAAACGAAAGCCUGCCUUAAUGACUGCAAUACGAAAAUUUAACAAGUAUUGCGAGAGGCUUGUUCUCCUUCACAAGCCCGAGUGGGCAAUACCGAUUCCAGAGCCAUUACCGACGACCUUGUCCGGUCUUCGUGAUGCAUCAAGUCUCAUGGAGGAUGUGUGGAUUGCAACCUCGCUCAAUGAGGUCCCGCGCUGGCUUCACGAUCUCGAUGUCCGGGAGGGAAUCAGAGCCAUGAACCGUAAGGAACGAUGCAAUGAAGAGCGAAGCCGUCUCGUUCAGGAAUCUGACAAUAUGUGCCGGUGGUAUAGACACCAAGUCAUCGCUGUUGAAGUAGCACUGGUGAAAUCUGACAAUCUCAAGAUAUCUAUCCUCCUCAAACAACACCGCGAUCAGCUUACCCAUCUAAAAGCAAAGUGGGCAAAUCCUCUUGCGCCUCUCCAACGAUUCGAAUCCGAGAUAAGCAAGGCCCAGAGUACAGUACAACAAGUAAUGUAUCCCUUGCUCGAACGACUGUCUAUCUGUCGGUCUGAUACAACCCCUUCAAAAUCCGGGAGCUCAAUAACGCUUUUCACACCUGAGAGCUAUGACGACGGUGCUGAUGAAGGGGAGGGGGACGCUCCUCCUGAUCCUGAUGAAGUCAUGAUGCAGGAUCUGCUUGAAGGCUCAGACUCAGACGACACUCCCUCGGAGCUCAAACUGAAGGGAAAAGACUGCAAGGUUACUGAAGCUGGAUUUGCCACCGAGACAGAUGCAGUGGAAGUUACCCACGUAAUUCCAGAAUUUCAGCUGGUUGACUAUGCUGUCCUGAAUAUACUCUCGCAACACCUUUGCUCUCACAUUUCAAUCCCACCCUCUCAUCACACGCGACUACUCUCAUGGAAGAGGUACGAUAAAAAGAUAUGCAACAUCCACUUCGAAUCUCGGGACCUCGAUAUCUUGAAGUUGCGGAAUGGGAGACUAAAUGACAACUGCCUUAAUGGCAUUGCAAAGCUAUUUGCUUUCGUCCUUGCUCUGCCAGGCUCAUCACAUGUAGACAGCAGCUCUCGAUGCGCUCUUCUAUCAAGCCAGGACCUGGUAAUGAUCAGAUGCAAUGCCUCUGAUACCGACAUCUGGAGGCGGGUGCAUAUUUCGGAAUUUUGGAAUCGUCCUGUUUGGAUUUUGCCUAUUCACCGACCAGCCAUCGAACACUGGGUUCUUGCUAUCAUUUACCCAAAUCGUCGUGAGAUCUCAUUCUUCGACAGCUUCGGAGAAGUUCAUCCUUGGAUCCGGGAGCUGAAGGGCGAAACUCCGGGGCUCUUCACACUAUUUAAGCCUGACGUUGUCCAAUGCAUUUUCCUCAGUCCAGCCCCGGACGCCCUCCUCUGCACCGACACCUCAAGCUCCCCCCUUGUCUCCUUGUCUCUCUUUUCGCCCUCCUGGGAUCCCCCCGCUGCCUGUCUGCUGUGCCUCCCCACUGCUUACCAUACAAUGCUUUCCGCUCCGGAGUUCGUGCGCACAAGCUCUCAGCAGAGCUUUAUCCGGAUCCUGCCUCCGUUCUUUGUGGACGCCAUACAUACUGGCCACCUCGAACCCUUUCUCCGACGUUGCGCGACGAUUUGGCGUCGCCGCUGGCCAGGGGACACUAGAGACCAUCAUGGACUCCUUGAGUACAUCAUCGUCACUGUCCUGCUGGAAUUGUCGUUCCAAUCAUCCUAUCAUCCGAUGUCAUGGAAGGACAUCGACUCUCUCGAUGUUGCCAACUUGAACACCUUCGAAGACGAAGAUUUCGACGAACCCGUCGUCCUCCCCCAGCCCCGCAAAAAGAAGGUCAAGGUUCCGACGGAAGAAGACAGACGCCGCGUGCGUCCUGGCCAACCCGUUGACCAAGGAUCCCUCUUAGGAAAAAGCCGUGAAAUUCCUCGACCUGCCCCCCUCAGCGAGGCAGAGCGGGCUGCACGCCACCUCCUUCCAGACAACGCCUUCAACACCAACACCUAUCAACAACUCUUUUUGAAACCAUUUGCGGCCCCGUCGCUCGCCCCUUUCUUGACUUCAUCAACAACUCGAAGCAACGCUCCUUCAGCCCCACCACCAUCGCCUGCUUGCUCCUGUCAUACCUGCACAUACGACUCUGCGGCUUCUUAUGCGGACGGUGAUGCUGCCCCCUCCGUUCCGGUGCAUGACACAUCCUUCACCCACAACAGCCCGUCGCCAUCAUCGUCAAUCUUGCAUGGUGUGGGUGACGAGGUCUCUGACACCGAGGUGUUGCCACCAGGCGCUCUCCGCCGCGUCGGCCAUCUCUCUGUCGUCACGGUGUAG
This is a messenger RNA of Cyclocybe aegerita, 4638 nucleotides long. NCBI's taxonomy places the organism in Eukaryota, Fungi, Basidiomycota, Agaricomycetes, Agaricales, Hemipholiotaceae. The record is from the annotation of a GenBank genome assembly.